AGAAAAAAUUCUCUCUUCCAAAUAUUUAAAGCAGUGCAAUGUCUGGUCGAGAUUCGGACUCUAGACGACACCAUCCUAGGCUCGACUAUGAACCCAGUCCUAAGAGGUCUAGGAGAGAUGGGAAGCCUCAGACCGAAAGAGUUGUGUCCAACACUGAUGUCGGAGACAAACCCGAUCGUGAUGAGAAACAGCUCCGUCGGUUGCAAGAUGACGUACCCCUUGAAGCGGCGUCGACAGCUCCUGAUUCUUCAAAGAUUGGAAGUGCAAUUGUGAGCGAGGAAUCUGAUCGGAAAAACGAUAGGCACCACGAAGGAACUAAACAUUCUUCUGAUCCAACUGACUUGCCCUGCUCGGGAUCCUAUUUUCAGCAUGAUGAACGUCGUUGUGCCGCACAAGAUGGUCAAAGUUAUGGUCGGAGAGCGGCUUAUGAGCGUAGCGAUCGUAGAUGGAGGAGGAGGCAGUGUAGGAAGCUCAUAAACUUUCCCUUUGGUUUCUUUCGUCUAAGCGGUGAGCAUUGUUCUAUCUGUUCCUCCAUUUUCUUGUUCUUACUUUUUAAAAUUUUUGUUUAUAGCUACUGUUUUGAUGCUGAUAUUCUGUUGGUCGGAUUGGAUUAUUUUAGUGCGAUAUGA
Messenger RNA from Hibiscus syriacus, 629 nucleotides. RefSeq lists its product as uncharacterized. The transcript has a single exon. The coding region runs from base 39 to 629 and encodes 196 amino acids. The record is from RefSeq and is a predicted model, not a curated record. NCBI's taxonomy places the organism in Eukaryota, Viridiplantae, Streptophyta, Magnoliopsida, Malvales, Malvaceae.